This is a messenger RNA of Limanda limanda (common dab), 2455 nucleotides long. RefSeq names its product protocadherin alpha-8-like. The transcript has a single exon. The record is from RefSeq and is a predicted model, not a curated record. Lineage: Eukaryota; Metazoa; Chordata; Actinopteri; Pleuronectiformes; Pleuronectidae. Gene Ontology annotation, biological process: homophilic cell-cell adhesion. Bases 59 to 2455 code for a protein of 798 amino acids. Gene Ontology annotation, molecular function: calcium ion binding. Gene Ontology annotation, cellular component: plasma membrane.
UAUAAAAGCUCACCUCAGCUGAUGUCUUCCAUAUAGUGCAUUGACAAUACUGAACAUUAUGCCGUCGCCUUGCCGAUGGAGCUAUUUUGGGAUAUAUCUGUGUCUUUUUCUUCUGGAUUGUUAUUGGCAAACGGUGUCUGGGCAGCUCUCCUAUUCCGUCUCAGAGGAGCUAAACCCGGGGAGUCCGGUUGGAAAUAUCGCAAAGGAUCUAAACCUUAAUUCACAAGAGUUGGAACCCCGUAUGUUCCAGAUUGUUGCUGGAUCAAAAAGGAAACAUUUCGAGGUAAAUCUAAAGACUGGUGUUCUGUACGUCAGUGAGAGAAUAGACAGAGAGGAGCUCUGUGCAGAGGAACUGAAAUGCUCAGUAAGUGUGGAGGCUGUAAUUAAUAACCCUUUGAAGCUUUAUCGUAUUGACGUAGAGAUUUUAGAUGUAAAUGACAACGCCCCAUUGUUUACAACCAAAUUACAGAAUUUUUAUAUAGCAGAGAGCACGUUACCAGGAGUGAAAUUCGCAUUAUCUGAAGCAAGUGAUGCAGAUGUAGGGAGGAACGGAGUCAGUACUUACAAAUUGAGCCAGAAUGAGCAUUUCUCGCUGGCUGUGCACAAAGCAGGGGAUCGUGCGUCUGCUGAGUUAGUGCUGCAGAGAGCAUUAGACCGAGAGAAGCAGUCUGUCAUUAUCAUGACGCUCACGGCUAUAGAUGGAGGGAACCCUGCGAAAUCAGGCACCUCACAACUUAUUAUUAAUGUUUUAGAUAUUAAUGAUAACAUUCCGAUAUUCAGUGAAACGUUGUAUAAAACAAGAAUUCCCGAAAACACCCCCGUGGGUACAACAGUAAUCGCUGUGAACGCCACUGACGCAGAUGACGGCCUGAACGGUGAGAUUGUGUAUUCGCUGAGAAGCAAAGAUCAAGAUCGGGUGCUUGAUAUAUUUGAAAUUGACAGUCAAACUGGUGUCAUUAAGGUAAAAGGCAACAUAGACUUUGAGGAGAGAAAGGCGUUUGAGAUACGCGUGGAGGCAAGUGAUAAAGGCCAGCCUUCCAUGUCGGCUCACUGCAAGGUGCUGGUAGAAGUGGUGGACCUGAACGACAACGCACCUGACAUCACUGUGACGUCACUGCACAACACAGUGAAGGAGGACGCGGGUGUCGGCACCGUGGUGGCGCUGGUGUCAGUCCUCGAUAGAGAUGGAGGGAAAAACGGUGAAGUGAAAAUCCAGAUUAAAAACGAAGUGCCAUUCAAUCUCGAGACAAACUACAAAAACUAUUAUUCUUUGUUAGUUGCCGGACCCCUCGACAGAGAGACCGUCACUAGAUACAACGUCACUAUCGUAGCCACAGACUCAGGAUCCCCGCCUCUCUCCAGCACCAGUGUAGUUUCUAUACGAGUUUCCGAUGUGAACGACAACGCGCCGCUGUUCUCAGAGCCGCUGAUUAAUGUGUACGUGAACGAGAACAGUCCAGUGGGAGCAGUUAUUAAUAAGGUGACUGCUACUGAUGCGGACAUUGACCAGAACAGUCACGUGAGCUUCUCGUUUUUACAAAGUAACAGUAACCCACUACCGUUAUCUACAAUGGUGAACAUCAACUCAGAGACAGGAGAUAUAGUCAGUUUGCAGUCUUUUAACUUUGAGGAGUUGAAAACGUUUCAGUUUAAAGUUCAGGCCACAGACUCUGGUGUUCCUCCGCUCAGCAGCAACGUAACUGUCAACGUUUUUAUCCUGGAUGAGAAUGACAACAGUCCUUCGGUUCUUUCUCCGUAUUCUGAGCACGGCUCCGUUAACAGUGAGAGCAUCCCCUAUUCUGCUGAAGCCGGAUACUUUGUGGCAAAGAUCAGGGCUGUAGACGCAGACUCUGGAUACAACGCGCUGCUUUCGUAUCACCUCUCUGAGCCCAAAGGAAACAACCUCUUCCGGAUCGGAACCAGCACCGGGGAAAUCAGGACUAAGAGGAGAAUGAGUGACAAUGACCAGAAAACUCACCCCUUGGUGGUGCUGGUUUCUGAUAACGGAGAACCCUCCCUGUCAGCUACUGUGUCUAUAGAUGUGGUGGUGGUUGAGAACACAGCUGACAUCCAGACUCAGUUCAGACAUGUGCCCACAAAGGACGAUGGCUUCUCUGAUUUAAACCUGUAUCUGCUGAUCGGCAUCGUGUCGGUGUCAGUCAUCUUUCUGCUGAGCCUCAUCACUUUAAUAGCAGUCAAAUGCCACAGGACAGACAGCAGUUUCAGCAGGUACAGCGCCCCAAUGAUCACCACCCACCCUGACGGGAGCUGGUCUUACUCUAAUGCUACUCAGCAGUAUGACGUCUGCUUCAGCUCAGACACGCUCAAGAGUGACGUAGUGGUUUUCCCCGCACAGUUUCCGCCUGCAGAUGCGGAGCUGAUCAGUAUAAACGGAGGAGAAACUUAUGGCAGGACACAGACUUUACCCACCAAGGAAAAGGUGAGUGAACAGUGA